Molecule: messenger RNA, 3388 nt
Organism: Rhinichthys klamathensis goyatoka
Lineage: Eukaryota; Metazoa; Chordata; Actinopteri; Cypriniformes; Leuciscidae
Product: solute carrier family 45 member 4
Biological process (GO): transmembrane transport
Cellular component (GO): membrane
Molecular function (GO): sucrose:proton symporter activity
Source: RefSeq, a predicted model, not a curated record
GCAUUAAAAUAGCGGCUGAAGAACCGAACCCGAGCAGAGAAGCAACACCACAACAGCAACAACAGCUCUGACAGAGAGAAACACACACACAAACACAACCACCAGCACGCGCUGACGUCAGGGUUCUUCUGUUCAUCCAGAGACAGAAGACACGACGCUGCUCUCGUAUGCAAUCGCACUGGAUAUUUAUGAAGCUUUCAAGGCUUUUUGAUUGAUCGGUCACUCCAUGGGGAUUCUCCGGUGCUUUCCGUCUGGUUUCUCCUGCCCUUCACCCCUCGGCCUGCCCUCCACCCUCUACAGCACCGCCUCUAUACAAAUCAUGAAACUGGUAUUAACUGAAUGGCAAUUGAUAUGGAUUUUUACUGUUUCCAGUAGACAGUAAACACACCUACACACACAGACACAAACACACACCAGUACAUGCGCACACACACACACAUACACACACACACACACACACACACACACACACACACACUCACUCACACAUACACACUGACACAUCACACCAGCAGGAGUGACCUCAUGAUAGAGUCAUAUCCUCCCCUGUCCGACCCAAAUCCCCCGACUUGGCCCGUCCCAGGGCUCCUGCAGGAGGCCUCAUUCAAACGCCAGGUUUCAGGAUAUAUACCUCUCUCUGAGUGCAAUCCACGGCUGAGCUCCUCGACAGAAAGGCUUUAUUCUUCCUAGAUUUGUGUGUGUUUGCUGUUGGUCGUGCGUGGAGCCACACGUGACCCGUGCUCCGAGUGCAUGCCGACGACAGCGAGGAUGGCCCCGCAGAACACCGAGGCCGACGCCGUGCAGAUGCAGGCCCUGGGGCCGCCCGCGGAGAAACAUGGAGGAGGGGGCGGGGCUAACGGAGUGGGCGGGGCCGGAGGGCGGGGCUUGGAGUGUCAGGAGGAGUCAGUCAGUGAGGUUUCUAUAGACCGGAUCCCACUGCGCCAGUGGGUGAUGCACGGAGCCGUCAUGUUCGGGCGAGAGUUCUGCUAUGCCAUGGAGACGGCGCUGGUCACGCCUGUGCUGCUGCAGAUCGGUCUUCCGGAGCAGUACUACAGCCUGACGUGGUUCCUGAGCCCCAUCCUGGGCCUGAUCUUCACUCCUCUGAUCGGCUCGGCCAGCGACCGCUGUACCCUGCGCUGGGGGCGCCGAAGACCCUUCAUCCUGGCCCUGUGUGUGGGCGUCCUGCUGGGCGUCGCGCUCUUCCUCAACGGCUCGCUCAUAGGUCUUGCUUUAGGAGACGUGCCUAAUAACCAGCCGAUAGGGAUCGUGAUGACGGUGUUGGGGGUGGUGGUGCUGGACUUCUGUGCGGAUGCGACCGAGGGUCCCAUACGAGCGUAUCUGCUGGACGUGGCCGACACCGAGGAGCAGGACAUGGCCCUCAACAUCCACGCCUUCUCCGCAGGGCUCGGUGGCGCGGUGGGUUACGCUCUGGGCGGUCUUGACUGGACACACACCUUCUUGGGUCGAACCUUUAAGUCUCAAGAGCAAAUUCUGUUCAUGUUCGCCGCGUUUCUUUUCACGAUCUCCGUGGCUCUGCACCUGUUCAGUAUCGAGGAGCAGCAGUUCAGUCCGCAACAGGACCGUCUGGACGAGGAGGCGGAAACCCAAUCCAGCGUUAAAAUCGCACCGCAGCUCGACAUGAUCCACGAAGACGAGCACUACGGCUAUUAUGACACGGACCGGCGGUCGGAGCGCGAGCUCGAUAUGGACUUCUUAGACGUGGAGAUCGUUCGCUGUAAGAGCGACUCCGUUUUAGCGAUGACCGACGCCACGCUAGACCACCUAGAUCACGAUAUGCUGUUCCUACGCGAAAUCGAGCCGUCAAUCUUCCAAGAUCGCAUUUCUUCCUAUCACGGGUCACCGCCGCGCCGAAGCAGCAGCGCCGGGAGUCAAGAGUUCAUGCGCGGAAAGUUCAGUCGCUUAUCCGCGUUUUUGCAGCAGGUUGAAAGCGAGGGAGAAGAAGCUCUGCUAAACAAUCAGCUCAACGAGUCUAAAGCUCCUAACGGACAUCCGACGGACCUCAACGGACACGGGCCGCCCGGUUUGCAGACCUCAAGCACUAACGCAUCAAUACGCCGAAGACGCCACACGUUCUACCGACAGUCGUCCUGCACGUUCUCAUACUACGGCCGAGUCGGAUCGCACCGCUACCGCUACCGGCGCGCCAACGCCGCGUUCCUCAUCAAACCGUCCCGCAGCAUGAACGACAUCUACGAGAUGGAGAAGCGCCAGAAGCAGAGGAACGGGCAGAGAGCGAGGCAUCAGAGCGGGAACACCAACUCCAGCGGGGACACGGAGAGCGAGGAGGGCGAGACCGAGACCACCGUCAGGCUCCUGUGGCUGUCCAUGCUGAAGAUGCCCAGAGAACUGUUCAGACUGUGUGUGUGUCACCUCGUCACGUGGUUCGCCAUCAUCGCCGAGGCCGUGUUUUACACCGACUUCAUGGGGCAGGUCAUCUACGAGGGAGACCCUACGGCCCCGCUGAACUCCACGGCCCUUCAUAACUACCACCGCGGGGUCCAGAUGGGCUGCUGGGGGCUGGUGAUCUACGCUGCCACCGCUGCCAUCUGCUCAGCUUUACUGCAGAAGUACCUGGAUAACUUUGACCUCAAUAAGGUCAUCUACAUCCUGGGCACUCUGGGAUUCGCGAUCGGGACGGCCGUAAUGGCAAUCUUCCCGAACGUCUACGUGUCUAUGGUGAUGAUCAGCAGUAUGGGCAUCAUCUCCAUGAGCAUCUCGUACUGUCCGUACGCUCUUCUGGGACAGUAUCACGAUAUUAAGAGGUCAGAGUCGCCAUACGUCCAGCACAGUCCCGGGAACUCGAAGCGAGGCUUCGGCAUCGACUGUGCCAUCCUGUCGUGUCAGGUGUACAUCUCUCAGAUCCUGGUGGCGUCGGCACUGGGAGCGGUGGUGGACGCGGUGGGAAGCGUGCGGGUCAUUCCCAUGGUGGCUUCCGGCGGAUCCUUCUCCUUCCUGGGGUUCCUGGCGUCCUGCUUCCUCGUCAUCUACCCGGGGUCCAGCCGGGACGGGGAGAAGAAGGCCUCGGCCUCGUCUAGUAAGACUAACGGUGUCACCGAGAAGCCCAGCUUCCUCAAGCUCACUCGCAAAGGCGCCGCAACCACAACCUGCAAAGUGGAGUGUGAAUCCACACUGUGAAUGUGAUCGAACACGGCUAACAUUCCCCACGGACGCUUUUCUCCUUGUUUUUGUUGGUUUGACUGUUUUAGUCCUGGUGUUGCGGGUCUCAGGGCUGCAUCUCAGGGCCACCAGGGGGCGACCUCUGGGCUGAACUCUUCAAGAGAGAGAGAGAGAGAGAACUGCGCUGGUGUCUCUCGCUCUCAACCACAUGCACUUCCCUUGCACACUUUCAUCCUAAACUAAUCUACUG